UCGAAACGAAACAGUCACAAUUUAGUCGACGCCUUGCAAAUAUACCAAUAAACAAAAGCAAAUUAUGUCAUCGCUAUCGGAACUAUCCAAACCGUUCCUGUACACAUUUUACUUCCUAGCCCAAAAUCCAUUUCCUUCGCCAACGUUUACUUCAAAAAAUAAGUUCUUGUGGUGCUUAUCUAAACUACCAGUUCUUGUGUUAAGUUCUGUCAGUCUUUACGUGACUAUAUAUUCAUUUACCAAUGACCAAUACGCUACACCGAAAAAUCAUGCACGGGAAAUUAUUCACGUCCUACUAAUUAUUAGUUCGUCGAUGACCAAUCUAACCAUAGCUUACCAGUGUAUAUUUCUAAGUCGUACUUGGAUUCAGAUUCAAGAGUCAUUCAGUGGACUGGAAACCGAAUUUAAGGAUCUAAUACCGGGCGAAGAUGUACAUUUCACAAAAUUUCGUAAACAUUUCGUGUUGAAGUGUGGCGCUAUGUUCUUUUUCUACAUCAUUUCGAUAUUUGCGAUGAUUAUGUCCCGUGUAACUGACGAAAAAUUUGUUAGCAGUUAUAUGGUGGUGUUGACGCUUCUUAACGACUUGAGUGCAUUGCAGACGAUAUAUUUUGUGGAUCUGAGUAAAUAUUUUAUGAAAACUAUAACUCAUGCUUUCCGUGCUGACCGUACUAUUGACAUCAAUGAAAAAUUUGCCGAGGAGAAAUUUAUCAAGUCAAUGAAGAGACUUCAUCUGAGCGUUUGGAAGACGGUGGAUAAAAUUAAUGAAUAUUUCGGUCUGUUCCUUUUGGGCUAUAUCAUUCAACAGUUUCUGAUGAUUUCCUAUGACAUUUAUUGGAUCUUUUUGAAUAAAUUCGAUGUUGGCAUCUGGUUGGGUCUGGACAAUGGUUUCGUGCUCAUUAGUGACAUGUUGAGCUUUUUCUUUUUGUCCAAUUCGUGUCACAAACUUUCCACCGAGGCAGACAAAAUUCGGACAUUACUUUAUGAGAGAGAUGAUUGCCUGUCAUUGCCAGAGGGUCAGCUAUUUCUAUCACAAAUAUUGAAUCAACCGAUAAAAAUUGGAGCGAAAGGAUUUUAUAAAUUAGAUCAAUCAUUUUUCGCAGCUUUAACUGUCGGAAGCAUGACGUCGGCGAUAAUGUUGGUUCAAUUUCAAUUCCAAACGUUGAUUUAAGUGAUAUACGGAGAGAGGGAAAGAAAAUCGUCGUUAUCAUUUUUACGACUAUCAAUUAAUUAUUUUGCUGUUGUUUUAUUAAAUGGUAACAUUUAUAUUUUAUUGUUAGAAUACUCGAAUAAUUUA
This is a messenger RNA of Bradysia coprophila, 1294 nucleotides long. RefSeq lists its product as uncharacterized. Gene Ontology annotation, biological process: sensory perception of taste. Gene Ontology annotation, cellular component: membrane. The record is from RefSeq and is a predicted model, not a curated record. Lineage: Eukaryota; Metazoa; Arthropoda; Insecta; Diptera; Sciaridae.